CUAGGGUCUUGAAGAAGGAUUGGCCAGCCACUACUUUUUUUUUUUCUCUUUUCUUUUUCUUUCCUUUUUCCUUGAAGAAAAGCUAAUAGAGUGUUUCUUGUCCCUUUUAUCACUCUCAAGGACUUAUAUAUUAUUCAAAUACUCCCUCAACCGAUAUGGCUGAUCUCGGGUUUGACUUUUCAGAUGACCAGGACGACUAUCAAACGUAUGAAGAUGGGAAUUUAUCUACUUUAACGGAGAAAACCGAUAUUUCCACCGAACAACAGUAUCAUCUAUCCAACGUAACUGACGACUUGAAUAAUGCAGCAGCAUCUUCAGAUAAUCAGACAAAUGACAAGGACGAUUCUGAUGCUACCGAUAUAAAAACUUUUAUGGAACAUCAAGAAAGCUCUUCUGGGACGGAUGAACAACUGGACAAUGAUAGUUUUACUAAAGAACCCGACUCACUCAUUCCAUCCAAUAGACUCUUGGAAGCUCCUAAUGAAGGUUUUAGCUCAGAAUCCUUAUUACAGGCUAUUUUGACAGAAGAAGCAAAUGAAAGUGAUUUAGAUGACAACAUUCUUAUUGAUUUGGAUGAAACUUUAACUUCAGCAGAACGUGUUUACAAGUUUAAUAAGAGCAACGUUAUGUUCUAUAGACACUUGGUAGCCAAGGAAUUGCCAAAUGCACUAUAUGAAGUAGAUACCAACGAAGCAAUAAGUGAAAUGUUACCAGUGAUCCUUAAAAUUGCUUAUGAUGAAGAUGAAGCUGUACGAGAAACCUUUGUUAGUGAAUUGGACAAAAUUAUCAUGUACUUUUAUCAGAAUGCACCUCCAUUGAUGGAAACAAUUCAAGCAACCAAAUCAACUCUUUCAACACAACAUCAACAAACGUUACAUAGUGAACAGGAGGACAAUGAUAGAACGUUAAUGACUACUGAACAAAGUGAGUCAACAAAGGAAGAGAAACAACAGAACGACAAUGGCCAACAUGGGACUGAUCACGUGGAAAUAACAUCAUCACAACAGCAACUUUAUUCUCCAACAAUGAACAAUACAGUCGACAAACAAAUCAUAAACAAUAACAGUGUACAAGAAAUGGAAGAAAAAACACCAUUUGUGGAACAACAACGUCAAAAUGCAUCUAACACAAAUCAAAUUCCUUCUAGUGAACAACAAUCAACAUAUCAACAACCUCAUAUUCCGGCAAAGAAAUUUAGCUCUAUGUUGAUUGCUCUGUUAUUGGAUCAAAAUUCAAAUUUGGCAUCUCUUGGACAGCAAUGUAUUGUUUCUGUGGCUGCAGAACUGGCGUCAACACCACCAGAUUCGGAAAGAGCUGCUCUUGAUCGCUACUUAUUGGAUACCGAAAUAUUUGAUGGAGUUGUCAUGGGUCUGAUGGAUAUUGUGGAAGGCAAAAUCAAUAAUGAAGAAAAUGACGAACAAGGGGAACAAGGAACAAAGAAUACAGAUAAUGAGGAAGAAGGUUUAUCAGCCAACUUAUCUGCAGCAUCAUUAGACAAAGAUUCUUUUUCUUCUUCAUCUACAACCACUGGUGUUAUUCGUCGGCCAUCUGCUACCCCUGGAUUUGAAUCAAGUUCUAUGACUCAACCUUCUGAUGAUUCUCGUCAAGGUGAAAUGAAUUUAGCGAAAAUGAUGUGUCUUUCGUUGAUCUCUGCUUUGACGGUUGUCUUGGGUCCAGAAUGGGCUACCGAAUUCUGUUUACCUAUUGUGGAACGAUUAUCCCCAGACCCGAUGUUUUAUGUCCGUAGGGAAGCCGCUGGUGCCAUUGGUAGUCUUGCCACUGUUGUUAACGCUGAUGUUGCCAUGAAUCGAUUGCUUCCAUUAUAUAUGAACUUUUCUCGUGAUACUAUUUGGCACGUUCGACGAUCAUGUGUAUUGGCUUUACCAUUUUUAUGCAGUGUCCUACCUGAAGAAACUAAGACUCAGGUCGCUAUAGAAGGUGUCGAACUCUUCAAGACUGAUGUCUCAAGGAAUGUUAGAAAUACAUUGGCCGAAGUGAUAGGAGAAUUGAUUGCGAAAUUUUUACCUGAAGAUUGGGAAACAUCUGGCAAACCUGGAAAAGUACCAGACCAAUUAUUGAAUUUCUUCUUAUCACUUGGUGCAAAUGGAAAUCCGAAUCAAAUGUUCAAGUUGGAAACAGAUCGUGCUCUUAUAUGUGCUUAUAACUUCCCUGCCGUAGUAUUAACUGCUGGUGCUGAUUAUUGGGACUCUCAUUUGAAGGACACUUACCUCAGUUUAACCAAGGAUUAUCAAAUCAAAGUGCGACGAACUUUUGCCUAUUCUCUUCAUGAAAUUGCUCGUAUUAUUGGACCUGAACGUACUGAAAGAGAUUUGGUUCAAAUCUUUGCUCUCUACUUGAUGGAUUUGGAUGAUGUAAAGCAAGGUGUAUUGGAACAUUUGGCUGAAUUCUUGGGAACGCUGGCCGUUAGCUCACGCAACGAAUAUAUUCCAAUCUUAACCGAAGUAUGGGACGGGGUGAUGACCAACUGGCGAUUAAGAGAUAUCUUGGCUGCUCAAUUACGUGAAAUCGCUUUAUUGUUUGACGCUGCUCGUGUGGUGGAACAUGUUCUUCCUUUGGCUAUUCGUGCAUGCAAUGAUGAAUUUGCUGCUGUGCGUGAAACUGGUGUUGAAGCUUUUCCUGUCAUUUUGGAAAUUGUUAAACGCGCUGUAGAUGAAGAAGGUGAAAAUCUAUCUCAUGAUGAUGUUGAAGAAGAAAAUGAAGAUACCAAGGAAAGCAAGCGAAACUUUGCUCUUGCUCUAUUGAAUCAUGUUAUGGAACGUUUAGACGAAUUCGUAAGAUCUGAUAUGUACCGUGGUCGACUAGUGUUUACUCAAAUCUGUCGCUCUUUGUUGGAUGCUGGGAUUUCUGCUGGUGACUUUGCCUCUUUCUUUUUAUCUCGACUUGCACCUUUAGCUGUUGAUAAUAUUAUCAACGUCCGCAUUGGUACAGCCCGUACUAUUCGUCAACUCUAUCUCAAUGAUGCUUAUCGACAAGAGCUUACCACUGUGGCUUCAGUUGAUGGUAUGGAAAAUGACGAUGAUGAAGUACCAAUUCAAUCAAGCAAACUAUUAGAACAAAUGGUAUAUCGACUUGCUUUGGAUACAGAUCCAGAUGUGCGUAUGUUUGUUUUAGAUUUGGUGGAUCCCGAAGUACUGCAAGAAAAGGAAAAGGUACUAUUAACAGCGGCAGCAUCAUCUAAACAACACGAAGACGAAGAGGAUCAACAAUUUGACGGUGCUACUGACGACAGCGGUAUGGUUGGGACACCUAUGCAAGAUAUUGAACGCUCAUCUACUCCAACAAGUAGUACUCUGAUUGGCACAAACGCGAAUGAAUCAUCCUCGACAGGUCAUCAUAUUAUGCGGAGGAUUCUAUCCAACGAGGAAGAAAAUGAUGAAUCAAAUGUUGAAUACCACCAUAUAGACAACUCCAAAGUUAUUUCGACACAACCGGAUGAAGUGCAACAACGGCAAGAAACAGUUGAAUCCGUGGAUGAACAUACUAGUGACGAAGAAGGCAAACAUACUACCAAUAUGAACGGUGCAGUCAAUGCAAGUCUAGAUAAUGAUCAGCAUUCUAUUCACAACAACACGGACGAUACUGGAAGUGAUGAUCUUGAUGAUGAACAUACCUCGGGUACACCUAUGGAUUGCACUGAGGAUGGUGGUCAAGAAAACAGCAACAAGAAGGAUAACCAUGACGAAGAUGGUGAUGAAAUGAUGAUGGAGGCUGAACGUGAUGACUGUGAAGAAGAACCUGCCAUGAUUGAUGACGAUGAUGAUGAACAUGAACCGACAUUUACUGACGAAAAGGAAAAAGGUGAAUAUGUUUAUUUGUCCAAAUCUCCUCAUGGUUCCAUACUAGCAAGUUCCCCUACAUUGAAUGCUGGCAAGGAUACGACUUAGAUCUUCUCUCUUCCUUCUUUUUUUUUUUUUUCUUUUUUCUUUUUUUAUUUUGUUUACUCUUAUAGUUAAUUAUUUUUUAUUAUAUUAUUUUAUUUCUUUUU
Halteromyces radiatus is the source of this 4006-nucleotide messenger RNA. RefSeq names its product armadillo-type protein. Bases 156 to 3905 code for a protein of 1249 amino acids. The transcript is spliced from 10 exons. Lineage: Eukaryota; Fungi; Mucoromycota; Mucoromycetes; Mucorales; Cunninghamellaceae. Gene Ontology annotation, biological process: protein dephosphorylation. The record is from RefSeq and is a predicted model, not a curated record. Gene Ontology annotation, molecular function: protein phosphatase regulator activity.